AUGGCGACAGAUAGCUUAUUAAGUAUCGACAUUGCAAAUCUCAAGGCGGACAUUCUCGCGCCGUUAGAGUCGGGCCACGAACACCCAGAUUCAGAACACAACCGGCACACAGGAGUCCAGAGCACGGCAGAAAAUUACCAUCACCCUUCCCUUCCUGAUUCUGGACCAGCCUCCAUCCCCCAACUUCCCAGCACUGUCCCCGAUUCUCAAGUGAUCCUCACAGAUGCCGAAAGCCAACUGCAAUUCCUCCCGCCUGCGUUCGCGCCGAACAAAGCGGUUGCCACCACACAGAAGAUGAUUAGUCAAGGAAGUGAUGCUCCGACGCAAGAACUGUCUCCUUCGCACUAUGAGCCUCUUCUCAACCGCAGUAGAGGUGCUGGACAAUUGCAAGACGAAGGAUACGACCUUGAGCUGGUCCAAGACUUAAAAGAAGAGACGGGACCAACAUUGCAUGAGGGUGAUGAAGGUCACAUUGAUUUGAUUUCAAGUUUGGUUUCAGAAAAGGAUGCAGUCAGCGAUGGAGACGAGGAGGACCCGGAGCCCGUCCAGGUGGACUUUUCUCCUACCAAGUCACCACGCGCUCUUUCCCAGUUUCCAGAAUCCCAGCGAUUCAAGACACCAGCCACUGCUGGUAGGAAGAGAAGGUACAACGGAGACAUCAUUGACAGCCCCGAGUUGCCUCGCAAUCCUCUAUUGCGAGGCGGCGAAGCUCAUGCUCAUGUCAUGGGUCUCAGCCAGGCGUUUGCUGCAACUCAGGCCAACACUUCGCCCUUUGUCGGCGAUGUCAGUGGAGAUCUGCAUUCCGACCGUCCCUCACCAAACAUCGAGCUACAGCCGCGUCCUAUGACAGCUGCCACUUCAUCGCCCUUACGGCCCAUUUCCGACUUUAAGCGAGCAUCGACGGAACCAGCCUCUCGAUAUGUCUCUGUACAGCAGUCCCAGGCCCUGCGAGAACGGGCUCGUCGAAAACAAUUGGAAAUGCUUAACGAGGACGAAGAUUCUGACCACGAUAGUUUCAACGACGACGAGGAUAGCUUCCUUGACAGAGAGCGGAGACGGCGUGAGCGUGACCGAAAGAUCCAGGCCCAACUUUCGUCAAUAUCCAAGCAAUCUAUGCGAAGUAUCUCCGUGUCCAAGUCUUCUCCCAUCCCUGCACCGACUCGAAGUUCUCCAGAGAGAAAUCUGCCUGUAAAUCGACCUAGCACUCAAAGUGAUUCAAGCCCAAUCAGGCGUGAUCGACACAUCUCGAGCAAUGAAAGUGAGGAAGAGACGGAGCACGAAGAUAACUCCUCCGUCGCCGUGGCACGCUCAAGUCAGCCGGUGGUGCUGGUCGACGACGAAGACAAGGAGAAUUUUUCUGACCGAGCAAGUCAAAUACCUGAAACCACUGCUAGACUCCAAAGGGUUAUGAGCGAUUUGCCUUCUCACGUACAAGACAGCCCCUCACUCAGACAUGGCCACGAGACUCACAGUCACGCCAUAGCCUUCAACAGUUCACAACCGUUUGCUGUAGCAGAUUCGCAGCCUGAACGACAUCUGAAGCAACUUCGGACGACUACCCAAGUUCCCAGAUCUUCAGUUGCUGAUGGAGUGCUUGAUUUUGUUCCACAGUCUGCAACAUCAUCCCCGGCAGGACCUUUCACUACAACUCGAAGGGACUCGGCCUCGGCCAUAGCUGUUGACCUCUCCAGUGCGGCAGCGGAUGGGCAUCUCUCGGCCAGGAAGGACUUGUCAAAUACUGGACUUGACCGCACUGGGCUGAGCUCGGGUUCCCAGACGCGCCAACCACCAGCUAGCACGAUUCCUGAGACUAGUUCCAACGAACAACAGGUUCAAAGGGGGAAAGAGUCCGAGCCAAAACCUCAGAAUGGGGAUGAUGAGAGUCAUGAUGCCUUUGAUACAGCACAGACUCACAAGCAAGCCUCCACCACGACCAUUGACCAACCUGCCGCGACCGAGUUGAGUAGCCCCCCAAUUAUCACUACGCCGCCGGGGCAGCGGCGGAAACGCAUGGCGGAGAUUGCUGCAGAACCAUCGCCUCUCAGAUCACAAGUCAGCUUUAACGCAUUUGAGGCUCUGCAGCUGGACGCGAACUUUCAAAGUCCCAAACAGGUGAAUCUAUCCCCAAAGCGGACGGAUAGAAAGGUAUCGAAGGAUGAGGAUGUGCCUGCCGCCCUCGGUUCUGGUAGAAGACAAAGGAGGAACCUUGCCAUCGAACAAGAUCUGAAUGAAUCUUCUACUCCGCAAAAGGAUCAGAAGGGGCUGGGCAAUCCUGAACCAGGACCAGACAAUGGUAGCUCGGAAAAGCACGUGCAAGCCGUGCCACCACCUAUAUCAUACCCGCAAAGGGAAAGGAGGCCAACUGCGAAGGCCUUAAAUGCUCUCAGUACGCAGCCUCUGGCCGCAAUCUCGAACGCUCGCGCGUCGCAAUGGGACCUUCAGGACUCACCGCCACAAAAAGCCGUUCCACUCAGGAAGCCUUCGACAGGUGUGAAACGGAAGGCAAGAGAUGAUGGUGUGUCCACGGAGACUCCCAUUAUGUUAAGCAAAAGGCUCAAAGUAAUGAAGAACGCUGCACAGGAGCCUUGUUUGCCUGAGAGCAUCGAACAGCACCAAUACCGCGUCAAUUCUAUUGGCUUGGAUAAAUCUCUAGACUUGAAUACUGCCGUGGCCGCACAAGCCGACAUUGAGGCGGAAAAUCGCACAAGCGAGCGAGAUAUUGCUCCAAAUAUGGUAUUUGCCUGCUUCAAUGGUAAAACCCGCGCCUAUUACCCUGCCAUUUGUCUUGGGUGUCCGAACUCUGACUCUAACCGAUUUCUGAUCCGGUGGGAAGGAUACGACCCAGAUGAGGUCGAUGAGUAUGGUGUGCGGAGCUUGGACCUGCGUAUUGGAGACCAAGUCAAAAUAGACAUGCAAGGUUUUCCCAAGGUCUCUCACGUCAUACGAGGUUUCGAAGACAAAAUUGUGCAAGAGAAUAUCCCGACCGAGCGAGCGGUGGUGACUGAUAUUCGCGGGUAUCAGACAAUUCUCGUGGCUCCAAAGCAACGGAAGAGCCUGCUUGCAGACGGGUCGGCUGAGAAUGUCAAGAAGGUGCCUGUCUCGGCAGUAUACCUGGACAGCAUCAUGUGGGGGCAGAUGAAAGACCGGAUCUACGAGUACAAGCCUUCAAUUCACGCUGAGCUUUCAUCUGGCGUUUCCACCCCCUUGGAUCGAGCUUCUACACCAACCACGCCUUCAUCACGGACUCGUCGAGGCAUAACUGCACCUGGACCCUUGGCUGGACAAACUGACAUAUCGAAAGGUCUACUCAGUAAGAUGGCGUUCGCGAUUUCAUACGAAGACAGCGACCGUAGACGAAAUCUCGUGGAACUGGUGCAGAACAAUGGUGGUAUUGUCCUACAGGAGUCUUUUCUCGACCUCUUUGAGCCCGACUCGAUGCAGCUAAAAGAAGAAUUUUCUGGCUUCUCGUUCGCUGCUCUGCUCGCCGACCGCCACUCACGAAAAGAGAAAUACCUUCAGGCUCUAGCGCUGGGAUUCCCUUGCCUCAGUGGGAGAUGGAUCGAGGUUUGCGUCGAGUCCGGUAAGAUUGUUGACUGGGCAAGUUACCUCCUCCCAGCUGGAGAAAGCUCUGAGCUCGAAGGCGCAACAAAGUCGCGCAUCUUGCCCUUCUCAGCAAGUGCGGAGGGUUUGAGAGUCAAAGAUAUUAUCAGUGUAAGACCCAAAAUCCUCAGUGAUUCGCAAGUCAUUGUCGUGAUGGGCAAGGGCAAGGCUGAGGCCAAGCGGCGACCAUAUCUCUCGCUUGUGCGUGCCCUGGAUCCGGCAAAAGUUGAGCUGGAACCUGAUCUGGUGUCUGUGAAGACAAGGCUGGAAGCUGGUUUGGACGAGGGCGAGACACAUAAAUAUGUCUUUGUGGAUGAUCGAGAAGUCGAAGCGGCAAAGGCCACAUUCUCGACAUCAGCGUCGAACAGAAGAGGUGAUCAGCCUGGGUGUGGCCGCAAACGAGGCAUCCGGAAACAUGAAGGCGUUCAAGAACACGAGGAUACGGAUGCAAACGCGGGGACGAGCCACCGUGAUGCUAAGAUCAAAGUGAUGUGCAACGAGGACAUUGUGCAGAGUCUGAUCUUGGGGAAAUUGUGGAUUGGAUGA
Fonsecaea multimorphosa CBS 102226 is the source of this 4146-nucleotide messenger RNA. RefSeq lists its product as uncharacterized. The record is from RefSeq and is a predicted model, not a curated record. The coding region runs from base 1 to 4146 and encodes 1381 amino acids. Gene Ontology annotation, cellular component: nucleus. The transcript has 2 exons. Lineage: Eukaryota; Fungi; Ascomycota; Eurotiomycetes; Chaetothyriales; Herpotrichiellaceae. Gene Ontology annotation, biological process: DNA damage checkpoint signaling; positive regulation of transcription by RNA polymerase II. Gene Ontology annotation, molecular function: histone binding.